AUGUCUGCUGAUACAAGUUGGUCCCUUUCCAUCGGCCUCCGCAAACAAAACUUUCCACGCACGAUCUACGAAGCAGCGCCGAAAUUCGAUGCGGUCGGCGCAGGAAUUGGUCCCGGUCCCAAUGCACUCGAAGCCAUGGAACCCAUGGACCCGACGCCCGCGAAGAUGUAUAAUGAGAUUAAGGUGGUAAUACGAGUCCGGAGAGGCAGCAUGAACGGAUUGAGAUUCUGGGGACGGAGGAAGGUUUCGAGGCAUUGCGCCGGUGGAGAAGGCGAGGAAAAUUAUGGGAUCCUAUGCAGAGGGCGCGCGGUGGUGGAUGAUGGAAGAGAAAAGAGGGCGAUGUAUCCUAUUUUGCAAGGAAGGGAGGCAAGUAUCAUUGCUUCCAUGGUGGGUAGGAGACAUUGGGUUGGGGAGCAAGCUGCAAGAGAAGUACCAAGAAAGGAAAUGCUUGCUGAGUUUGUUGGACAUCACAAGAGAUUGCAAAAGUUAUUAGAUUGGGUGAGGCCUGGGAAGUGGCCGUUAUUUUAUCAUCCAGAUAUACCAGCAUACAUCAAUGGUAGGAUUGUGCUGCCGGCAGACAGUGCACAUGCUUCAAGUCCAAGUCAGGCGACUGAUGCUGGACAAAUGUUGGAGGACGCGCUGGUUCUUUCGAGACUACUCGGCCUCGUUGGGAGCGCGGAUCAAUUAGAAGCUGCUUUCUAG
Molecule: messenger RNA, 702 nt
Organism: Hyaloscypha bicolor E
Lineage: Eukaryota; Fungi; Ascomycota; Leotiomycetes; Helotiales; Hyaloscyphaceae
Exons: 4
Coding region: 1-702 (233 amino acids)
Biological process (GO): secondary metabolite biosynthetic process
Source: RefSeq, a predicted model, not a curated record